AUGCUGACGCUGGUUUUCACGCUGCUGGCGAUCCUGGUGUCAGCCGCGGGCUUCUUCUACGAGGUUGAGACGACGUAUGGUGACAGGUACCCAGAUCUUACGUUUGCCCAGUCCCUCUACUGGUCUGCCGUCACAGUCACCACCAUCGGCUACGGGGACUUCUCCCCCUCGCUUCUUGCGAGCCAGAUGGCGCUAUUUGCGAUGCUCAUCGUGACCUUCACGCUGCUGCCCUUCCAGUCCAGUGCGCUGGUGACAGCUCUCAGCCUCAGCAGCCCCUACCAGCGCGCCCGCUACUCCCAGUCCAAGCGGGGCCGCCACGUGGUGGUCGCGGGCCACCUGGACUGUGCGGUGGUGGAGCUGCUGGUCUGCGAGCUGUACGCGGCGGACUACGGCUUCCAGGACUUCAACCUCGUGCUGCUCACCGACGCGGCCCCCGGCGACGCCAUGCAGCGGCUGCUCAAGACGCACCCGCAGGCCCACAGGCUCAUGUACGUGCAGGGCUGCCCCCUCAACGACGAGGUGCGGCUGGGGGUGCGUCCUGACAAGACUGGUUCAGGGUUUAGGAAUGAGGGUUCUCCGUGCCGCGCGACGCCGCACGUGCUGUCGAGCGGCGCACGCGGCGGAGGGGCCGACACCCUGGGCGUGUGCGGCGCUCGUGCCUGCGAGGCUGUGCCGCGGGCGCCCGGGAGCGACCCCGGCCCCUUGACCUUUCAUAUGGGCUGCGAGGAGCGCCUCGGAGCCGCCCCCGAUGCACUCGCACGGGCUGUCGCAUCCCUGUACCGAAUCACCACUUUGUAUCAAUAA
Monoraphidium neglectum is the source of this 804-nucleotide messenger RNA. RefSeq lists its product as hypothetical. Bases 1 to 804 code for a protein of 267 amino acids. NCBI's taxonomy places the organism in Eukaryota, Viridiplantae, Chlorophyta, Chlorophyceae, Sphaeropleales, Selenastraceae. The record is from RefSeq and is a predicted model, not a curated record. The transcript is spliced from 5 exons.